This is a messenger RNA of Cicer arietinum (chickpea), 1589 nucleotides long. RefSeq names its product probable Histone-lysine N-methyltransferase ATXR5. The record is from RefSeq and is a predicted model, not a curated record. Lineage: Eukaryota; Viridiplantae; Streptophyta; Magnoliopsida; Fabales; Fabaceae. Gene Ontology annotation, molecular function: protein binding.
UCAGAGUUAAACACCAUUUCUCGUCUUUCUCUAUAUAAUAGAGUGAGUUCUGAAGAAAAAAAACAUUUCUUCAAAUUUUUCAAUUCUACCCUUCAAAAACCUUCCCGAAUUUUCCAAUCCAUGGCACCCGCUACCUCAUCGCCGUCGUCUCCGAGACUCAUCAGCUUCAUCCGCCGGACGCAUGCGCCGAACAACAUUCGGAAACAGCCACCGGACUCGCCGAAGGAGAAGAAGUACAGGUCGAUGAGUGAUAUAUAUGCGAGGGCGAAGUACGCGGUGGUGGAACGCGACGAUUACGGUAACCUCAUGUGCGAGCAAUGUGGUUCCGGUGAUCAACCGGAGGAGCUGCUUUUGUGCGACAAAUGUGACAAAGGUUUUCACAUGAAAUGCGUUAGACCAAUUGUCGUCAGAGUUCCGAUUGGAUCGUGGUUGUGCCCAAAGUGUUCGGGUUUGAAGAGAGUGAAAAGUUUGUCGCAGAAAAAAAUACUCGAUUUCUUUGGGAUCAAACGCAAUUCUCGAGAGUUUAAAAAGAAACGUUCUUCUGCUUCUUCUCAGGAUGCUAAGAAGCGUCGGAGACGCACAAGACCUCUGGUAUUACACAAGAAAAAGAGGAGACUAUUACCAUUUGUUCCUUCAGAAGAUCCUGAUAAGAGACUGAAACAAAUGGCUUCCCUUGCUUCUGCUUUAACAGCAUUGCAUAUGGAGUUCAGUGAUCGCUUGACGUACUUUCCAGGAAUGGCUCCUAGAUCUGCUAAUCGAGCUGAUUUAGAAAAUGGUGGCAUGCAGAUGCUUACUAAGGAAGAUACGGAGACCUUAGAACGCUGCAGAGCUAUGACUAAAAGAGGCGAUUGCCCUCCCUUUAUGGUCGUUUAUGAUUCAUGUGAAGGCUAUACUGUGGAGGCUGAUGGCCCAAUCAAAGAUAUGACAUUUAUUGCUGAAUACACUGGUGAUGUGGAUUAUAUUAAGAAAAGAGAAACUGAUGAUUGUGAUAGUAUGAUGACGCUGCUUCUUGCAUCAGAUGCUUCUAACAGUCUUGUUAUCUGUGCGGAUAAACGUGGAAACAUUGCUCGCUUUAUCAAUGGCAUCAACAAUCAUACUUUGGAAGGUAAGAAGAAGCAGAACUGUAAAUGUGUGAGAUACAAUGUUAAUGGUGAAUCCCGGGUCUUUUUGGUUGCCACUCGAGAUAUUUCCAAGGGGGAGAGGCUUUAUUAUGAUUAUAAUGGUUAUGAGCAUGAAUACCCAACUCAUCAUUUUGUCUGAGUUGAAGUCAUAAAAAUAUCUUAAUAAUCCUAUAGAAUUGGGACAAAAUUUUAGACUCUCAGGAAAGGAUUUUCAUGAUUCUCUUUGAAAAAUUUAACUUAUAGUUCUUGCAGAUUCAACAAUUUUUUUCUUAAAUAGUUGCGAUGGGCAAUUCAUUGUAAUUUAUGCAUAGAGCUGGCCAAAUUAUGUGGCUUAGAAAUGAAUAGAGACUCCUAGGAAAACUUUCUUCAUUUAGGUAAUGUCUCAAAAUAUGAGCUGAGAUAUACAUGUUUUUCUUUUACUACAGUUUCAAGGGAUUGAAAAGAUUAUCAGAUUUUAUUUUGAAGGUA